Messenger RNA from Erythranthe guttata (spotted monkey flower), 3696 nucleotides. NCBI's taxonomy places the organism in Eukaryota, Viridiplantae, Streptophyta, Magnoliopsida, Lamiales, Phrymaceae. The record is from RefSeq and is a predicted model, not a curated record.
CACAAUUCUCGUUUUCUCUCCGGCGUCUUCUAUAUAGGAUUCUCCGCUCCUUUUCUUCUCUCUCUAGACGUGUACACACGUGUAUACAGAGUUCUCUCUCUCUCUCUAUCUCUCCAUUUUCCUCCAUCUAGGGCUCUCCGUCCCUUUCUCUUCCUUCUAGAUUUUUUUAUAUGGCGCAUCACGCUAAACCGGCGCCGGCGAAGCCGACUCAGAGCCACGGCGUCAUCUCCGUUGCUAAUUCGUCGGAGAAUCAUCCGUCGAAAAACCUGUGGAUCGGCAGCGUGAUGCCGGACGUCACAGAUUCCGAGUUGAAAGCGUUGUUCGAGAGCCAUGGAGAAGUCGCCGGGGUUAGAUUGUACCCCUCCCGCAACUUCGCGUACGUGUAUUUCAGAGAAAUAGAGAGCGCGAGAUCUGCGAUGCAGGGACUUCAAGGGCACCUCCUCCGCGGAAACCGUCUCAAAAUCGAGUUCGCGAAACCGCAAACUUUCCCGCAGGCUAAACCAUGUAGUAGUUUGCUGGUGGCUUUAAUCAGCCGUUCUGUUACCAAGGAAGACUUGCAGAGAGAGUUCCUCAAAUUCGGUUCAAUCAAAAAAGUUAGUUUCCUCAGAGACAGCAACACUGCAUACAUUGAUUUCGUUAGAUUGGAGGAUGCUACUCAGGCACUGACAUGUAUGAAUGGCAAACGGAUUGGCGGUGAUCAAAUUCGUGUCGAUUUCUGGAGAGGAGAGCAGGGUCCAGAUGCAAACCAAGUCCAGUUUUCUAGUACGAUCACCGCGACUUCUGAGUAUAGAUGGAUGGCAAAAGAUUCCUCGAAAAGUUAUCCUCAGCCUACUCUAGCAGGAACCAAGAGACAAAAUCAAUUCCUUGAUACAGUGCCGCCGAAACGAGCUGCAGUUCAGAUGGACUUUCAAGGUCUCAACCCACCAGCUUUACGAGGCUGCCCACCAUUCCUAGGACUUAGUGGUUCUGGUGCCUAUAUAAGACCAUCAUUUUUAUGUCCUCAUACUACCUUUAAACCUGCACCUCCUGGCUUGGACAAUAGCCAACUUCAAAGAGACUCUAAAAGAUCAAAAAUUGAUACUGAUCCGUCUCUUGAAAGAGCAGAAAAUAAAGGUGGAUUGGGUGAAAAGGAUGUCCUUAAUUUGGGAAGUAGUGGUGGAGCAACUGUUUCUCUAACAAGUGUCCCAACUAGUGGACUUGGAAAGCUCCAAUCCGGGAGUAGUUCCAUGUGGAGGGGCACCAUUGCGAAGGGUGGAAUACCUAUUUGUCUCGCUCGAUGUGUUCCUAUAGGAGAAGGAAUUGAUGUUCAUAUGCCUGAGGUGAUCGAUUGCUCUGAGCGAAUUGAAUUGGACUUGCUAAGCACACUUUAUGAAAAAGCUAUUGGGUUUAGCACAGUUUGCUUCUUGCCUGAUAGUGAAAGUGAUUUUGCUGCGUACAUGGAGUUCAUGAGCUAUCUGGUUUGCAAAGACCGCGCUGGAAUCAUCAGAAUUGAUGAAUACACCCCCAUAUUUUUGGUGCCUCCUAAGUUUCUGAGUAAAGUUCUUAAAGUUUCUGGACCAGAAUGCCUUUAUGGAGUACUCCUAAAGUUUUCUGUAGUUGCAUCUACUAGCACAUCCAUGAAUCCCCCACCAACUCAGAAUCGAGAGCCAUGCACAAAGGAAAAGGUUCAGCCCGAGGUUUCAAAAAAGGCGUCCUUGCCGCUGAUUUCCUCUAAGUGGGCCCCCCCAAGAAAUGUGUUUCCUGGUCCAAACAUAGACAUCACACAUUGGAAACAUGAACAUACUCUAGACCAUAAUCGUCAUAUAGUGCAACAAUUUGGCAACUCUGAACCAAGUGGAUCGCGAAAUGUAGCACCAGAGAUUAAGUAUGAACAUGGGAGUUCUCAGGGCAAUUUGUGGGGUCAGGUUUGUGGUAGUUCUGUACCCAAGCCAAUGCCAUAUAUGCAGCUACCUAGACUGGAAUCGGAAAAUCGGAGUCAGCAGCUCCAUACUGAUCCAAAUGGGGAGAUUCAGAAUGGCACCGAAAUUGAUGAUGAAAACCGAAAGCGGUACUUUGCAACUUUGUCAUUGGCAGCUUAUAUCCUCGGUCAAAGAAACCAGCUACCUGAUAAUCAUCAACCUGGGCAGGGUACGUCGGGCAAAUGAAAGUAUAUUCUCAUCAGCUGGAGAAGAACCUUUCAAUGAAGUGAAAGGAAGGCGAUGGAGUGAAAGAGCGACAAUCAAUGAAGUGAAUGUUGUGGAGAUCGUGGUUAAUGAGUAUUGAGAUUGACAUUUUAUCUAAGAAGAGCUAUUUUUUAGCUUAAUAAUUUAUGAUUAACAUAAUAGACAAUUAUCAUUUUUUCAUUUUUUUCAUUGGGUUGGUAUCUUAUUUGUUUUAGCAAUAUAACCGAAUCACCAAUUGCGGUAUAAGGAUUAAAUGAUUAGUUGGAAGAAUGUUUUGAAAAUUCCUCAUUUAGUCGAGCAAAUCUUGAUGGAAAUUCGUGUAGAGUGAUAAGUGCUCAGGAAGCACAAAUCAUUUUAAUAGACCAAUAAUUAUCCAAUUAUUUGCACAUAUCAUGUUAGAAGCGUAAUUUGAUUGAAGAACACAAUUAUUCAUUAGUAUUGCAAUUCUCUUGCUAUCUUCAAAUUCAUUUAUCUAUAAUUUUCACUAAGAGUUAAAUAAUUUACAAUGGAACAUUUAAAAAGAGCAAAAGUUUUAAGUUGACUUGAUUGCAAAAGAAUCUACUCUUGCUUGAUAUAAAAUGUGGGAGGAAAAUAGGAAGGAAGUAAAGACAACUUCUUUUGAUUUGAGAUAACAAGAAGCUUUGGAAAGUAUACAUUGGUGUAUACUUUUCUCUUCCCCUCCCCUCCCCUCUUUGGUGGGAAUAGUGACUUGUAUUACCUCAUGUAACAUACAAGAAUUAUGAAAGCUACAUAAUAUGGAAAAAAUGUCUCUAAGUGUAUGUUUUCAUGCUAGUUCGUAAUAGUUCAAGCUCAAGUUUCGGUUACAAAUAUUUGUCGCAUGGAAAUCGCUAUCGCCAACUCUUAAAUUUUCCCAAAAUGGCAAAAAUGCGUAAUUGGAGGGAGUCAUAACGUGAUUGUAGAGACGAAAUGUCUUGGAAAUGAUUUUUUUUUUCAUUUCUCAAUACGAAAUCAAAAUCCCCGCACCACUUUUAGACAUAUUUAUUACUCCGUUUUAAAUUCUUCCCUCGUAAUAAUACCUUUAUCCCGUUACUUCUAAGCAAGCUUGGCAAACUUGACUGCUACAGGAAAACACGUCUUCCUUAAAACAUAAACAAACAUUACUUCGAAUAUGAAAAUCUUUUCUGGAACACCAUUCAUAAAACGAAUGAAAAAUUAUUCAUAAAAUGAGCAUUUCUUGGAUAAAAUGUCUUUAUCCGCAUUCUAAAGCUUAUGCUUAAUAGUACUAAUCAAGUCUUAAUAGUGGUCCGCAUUACACGUAGUCGUGAAAUUUGUCAAAAAAACAUAUUUUCUUGAGAGUGUUCUCAUACAUAUCGAAUUGCUAAAAGACCCUGGCAUUAUAACUAUAAGCAAAACCCCCCGUAUGAUGCAUUUUUUAGCACACUUAGAUACACGUAAGAAUUAACAUAUUUUUGGUAAUUUAUCAUUUAUAUGGGUGAUUGAUUGAUAAUUAUGCAUGGUAAUCGCUACCUUGUAAUUCUAUCAAUGCUAUUUUUCAUCAUGUGAAAUUACUAGG